AUGGAUGAAAAAAGAGUUGCAGACUACUUUGUUGUAGCUGGUCUGCCUGAUGAUCCUCUACCUUUAGAAGAAUUUUCUAAUGAAGCUGCAAUUAAACCUUCAUUCAAGCAGGACCCUAUCACUGACAUAAAAGUCAUUAACAAAUCCUUAGGAGAACAAGUACCAAAGGGCUACAAUUGUGUAGAGAGGACACCCACAGGGUUUCCUGCAGACCUAAAUCAUGGUAGUAUACGAUGUCCUGAAAUGUUUAUAUGUUACAGACGUAGUCGUGAUAAACCACCUUUAACUGAUAUAGGUAUUUUAUAUGAGGGCAAAGAAAGACUAAUGAGUGGAUGUGAAGUAGUGCACACUACACCUUAUGGUCACCCAGCUAAUGUUAACAAUAGUAAUAAUAAUCGAAUCUAUAUUACAUAUCGAAGAGCAUCUGAAUCAGCAUGUAGUGAUACUUUAGCAGUUGUGGAUAUCUGUAUUAUUUUAUUUAAUAAGGUAAGUUUAUCCAACUUUUGUAAGUAA
Molecule: messenger RNA, 513 nt
Organism: Lottia gigantea (owl limpet)
Lineage: Eukaryota; Metazoa; Mollusca; Gastropoda; Lottiidae
Exons: 2
Coding region: 1-513 (170 amino acids)
Biological process (GO): regulation of Rab protein signal transduction
Cellular component (GO): ESCRT I complex; cytoplasmic vesicle
Source: RefSeq, a predicted model, not a curated record